ACACUAAUUCAGAAAUUAGAACUAUAUCAAAAUAAAAUUUUACGACAUAUUUUGACAAUUAACCAUCAAUAUUCAGUAAUGAAGACAUUAAAAGAAAGCCUAACUGAAAAUGAAAUUCUAUUUCAUAUAGAUUUUUCCGAAAAUUUUCUCUGCAAGUAUGCAAAUGAAGCACAGUCUGUGCAUUUUGGAGCAUCCCGAGACCAAAUAACACUUCAUACUGGUAUGAUGUACCAUAAAUCAAAAAAAGAGGGUUUUUGUACCGUCUCCAAGUCCUUAAGACAUGAUCCUGCCUCCAUAAUGGCACAUAUGGAAAUAAUUAUAAACCAUUACCAGCAUGAGUUAGAAACUGAAUUUAAAACAAUUCAUUUUCUCUCAGACAGUCCAAGCAGCCAGUAUCGAAAUAAAAAAAUGUUCUUUUACCUACAGCAAGUCUUACCAAAAUUAUUUCCACAAAUCCAACAUAUUUCUUGGAACUAUUCAGAGGCAGGACAUGGAAAGGGAGCUCCAGAUGGUAUUGGUGCAACCAUUAAAAGAACUGCAGAUCAACUCAUAACAUUUAACCAUGACAUAAAUAACUUUGAUGUCUUUGUGAAAUGUAUUCAAGAAAACAUCAGCAAUAUACAUAUCAAAUGUCUUAAUGAAAAUAAUAUUGAAAAAUUUGAUGCUUUUCUGCCUCCACUACCAAAACCAUAUAAAGGGACAAUGCAAACACAUCAAGUAACUUGGAAUCACAUUACUCGAGAGCUGAGUUUUAGAACUUUAAGCUGCUUUAAAUGCAGCUUUGAGAAUUGUAUUCAUUAUGCGAUUGAAAAUAAAGUAGCGCCGCUACAGUCUUCAUAUUUAAGUGAGGAAAAUGACAAUGGAAGAGCCACUGCUCGGCCUACAGGAAUAGAAGAAUUUAGUGAAGAUACCUGGGUUACAGCUAUUUUUGAUAAUGAUUGGUAUCCAGGAAUCAUUGAAAAAAUUGAUCGAAACAUUAUGACUGUUAACUUUAUGAUGAAAAAUGGUAAAAGUUUUUUCUGGCCAGAUAUCGCUGAUCGUCAAACUGUGACUACUAGAAAUGGAAUCUUAUGUCAGCUAGUGCAUCCACCUGAACCAGUUUCCAAUAGAUUCUACAAAAUACAAGAAUAUGACUAUAUUGAUAAUUUAUUUAAAUCUUCAGUUUAGAUGUUGUAUGGUAAAGGAAUGAAAUCAAGUGAAUGGUUUCACAUAGCUGAUGUUUCUUUUUUUAUUAUUUCUACAUUUUUUUGGGGCAAAAUGUUAAAAUGAAAUGUUCUUUUUUCUUUUAAUAUAAGUUGAUUUUUGAUGUAAACUUAGGGGUUGUUUUAUUUUUUAUCAUUAGAGU
This is a messenger RNA of Diabrotica virgifera virgifera (western corn rootworm), 1345 nucleotides long. RefSeq lists its product as uncharacterized. Lineage: Eukaryota; Metazoa; Arthropoda; Insecta; Coleoptera; Chrysomelidae. The transcript has 2 exons. The record is from RefSeq and is a predicted model, not a curated record. Bases 79 to 1167 code for a protein of 362 amino acids.